This is a messenger RNA of Malania oleifera, 1295 nucleotides long. Its product is annotated as nudix hydrolase 2-like. Gene Ontology annotation, molecular function: NADH pyrophosphatase activity; ADP-ribose diphosphatase activity; NAD binding. The transcript is spliced from 8 exons. The record is from RefSeq and is a predicted model, not a curated record. NCBI's taxonomy places the organism in Eukaryota, Viridiplantae, Streptophyta, Magnoliopsida, Santalales, Ximeniaceae. Bases 279 to 1076 code for a protein of 265 amino acids.
AGAAAAAUAAAUGGAAGAAAAGAAAGAAAUCAAAGUCUGAGGUCCUCGGCCCACGAAUUGAACCAUCUUCAACCCCUAAAUUACACAGCGAAGGAGUCAAACUCAAAGAAUCCGCGGCAUUUGUUAAUUUCUUCUGUUAGAGCUCCAAUCUAUAAAGAGGGGGGAUGAAGAUGGCCACGUUCUCAUUACGGAGCCGCAGUUUCCAAAGAAAGAAAGAAAGAAAGAAAAUAAACUUUUGAUCAUUAAUUUCUUUGUUCUGAUUAUUUCGGAAUCAAUUAAUGUCUGCAAACAGAAUGAUUGCUGCAGGAAAUGAAAGUGAGGUCCAUGGGGGAUUAAUGUUGGAGAUGAAGGAGCCAAUGGACUCUGAGGUCUUCGUUGACUUUCUCAGAUUUUCAAUUUUAGAUUGCAGACGUCAGGGUAGGAAAGGUGUUUGGCUCAAAUUGCCUAUUGAGCUAGUAAAUCUUCUUGAGGCUGCAGUUAAGGAGGGGUUUUGGUACCACAAUGCUGAGCCCAAAUACUUGAUGCUUGUAUAUUGGGUUCAUGAAGGUCUAAGUACUGUCCCUGCCAAUGCGACACACAAAGUGGUUAUUGCUGCAUUUGUCAUGAAUGAAAAAAGAGAGGUGCUGGUUGUCCAAGAAAAAAUUGGAAAAUUUAAAGGAACAGGUGUGUGGAAGUUUCCCACUGGAGGUGUUGAUGAGGGGGAAGACAUUUGCGAGGCUGCAGUGAGAGAAGUAAAAGAAGAGACAAACAUUGACACAGAAUUUGUAGAAGUGCUGGCUUUCAGAGAAAGCCAUAAAUCAUUCUUUGGGAAGUCAGAAUUAUACAUCCUGUGCAUGCUGCAGCCCAUUUCUUUUGAUAUCCAGAAGCAGGAAUUAGAGCUAGAUGCUGCCCAGUGGAUGCCAUUUGAGGAAUAUGCAGCUCAGCCCUUUGUCCAGAAACAUGAGCUGUAUAAGUAUGGUGUUGUCAUAUGUGCAGCAAAGAUAGACAGCAAGUACUGUGGGUUUCCUUCUGUGCAUACAGAAUCCAGUUCUCCUGGUGACAGGAAGAGCUACCUUUACAUGAAUACUAAGGUCUAAACAGUCACUAAUCAGCCGCCACUGCAUCAUAGGCAUAGCCUCCAAAUUCUCUGUAUCUCUCAUUUUAUUUAUUUAUUUAUUAUUUGACUAAUUACAUAUGUAUAGCCAUUCUCUCCCGAGAGGAUGAUGAGGAAUAAGUGAACCUUUUCCUUGUAGUUUAUUUGUAAUACUUUUUAGGAUUUGCAUAAUGAGAAUUAAUCAAUAGUUGAAUUUUGAUUA